This is a messenger RNA of Menidia menidia (Atlantic silverside), 7165 nucleotides long. Lineage: Eukaryota; Metazoa; Chordata; Actinopteri; Atheriniformes; Atherinopsidae. The record is from the annotation of a GenBank genome assembly.
AACGCGCAAAAUUUGAAAGUUGACCCGGAAAUAGCGGCGGUAGAGAGGACAACAGUGUGCUCUUUGGCUCGUCUGUGUGCCUCCGUAAAAACAGCAUUAUUUAUGCCCACAUGGCAGUCCGGUGAGUAUUGUCACCCCAGGCCAGUUAGCUUUUUGACAUGUGAAUGAAAUACAGUAACGGCGUGUCGCGUUCUCGUGUGUUAGGAACGUUACGAACUGCAGCCACCGUUAUUUACGGACACGCUAAAGGAAAGGACUGUUGACAUUUGAUGACUGGUCUGUGUUUUAAAGAAACACGUUAUAACGCAGCAUUUGAACUAUACCUUAUUAUAUUUAGCUCGGUUAGGUUACUUAUGUGAAGAAAGCCAUGCUGAAAUUCAAAUACGUGAGCCAAGGAAGCCUUAAAACGCUUUCUUCUGCGGAGCCCAUCACCAGUCGCAGUUUGCGACUCAACCAGGUGUUUCAGGGAAGGGUGAGCUUGUGUGGGCAGCAGGAAGGACGAACUUUAGGACGGGAGGAGUUUGUGGACGCUCUGCUGCUGUUAUACCAAGAGUGCAACUCCCCAGAACUUUUAAAGAUUCACCAUGUUGCAAAGUUUGUCAAUAAAUUUUCAGAAGUGGUUUCUGAGUUGCGGGCCCUGCAGCCACUGCCUGAUGACUUUGAGCUUCGAGCAGUGGUGGGUCGUGGUCGCUUUGCUGAAGUCCAAGUCGUCAGAGAAAAGGCUACAGGAGAUGUUUGUGCACUUAAAGUGAUGAAGAAAGCAGUUUUACGGACUCAAGAAAAUGUGAUUUUUCACGAGGAAGAGCGAAGGAUCUUGGCCUUCAACAGCAGUCCAUGGAUCCCUCAGCUUUUGUAUGCUUUCCAGGAUAAAGAUCAUGUUUACCUGGCAAUGGAGUACAUGCCAGGGGGGGACCUGAUGUCUUUGCUGAACCGAUACGAUGAUCAGUUUGAUGAGUCCAUGGCACAGUUUUAUUUGGCUGAGCUUGUGGAGGCCAUUCAUACAGUCCACCAGCUGGGUUAUGUCCACAGAGAUAUCAAACCAGAAAACAUCCUCAUUGAUCGAACUGGUCACAUUAAGCUGGCCGACUUUGGAUCAGCUGCCAAGCUGACUGCUAACAAAACAGUUUCCACUGCCACUGUGCCAGUCGGGACGCAGGAUUUCCUCUCCCCCGAGGUCCUCUCAGCGAUGAACGGGGGCUCUCAGAGUACCUACGGGGUUGAGUGUGACUGGUGGUCCCUUGGGGUCAUUGCCUAUGAAAUGAUAUAUGCCAAGUCACCCUUUUCUGAUGGCACUUCUACCAAGACUAUUCACAACAUUCUCAACUUCCAGCGAUACUUAAAAUUUCCAGAGGAGCCUCAUGCCAGUAAGCAGUUUGUUGACUUGGUGCAGAGCCUGCUGUGCGGAGCAAAAGAACGGCUGGGUUUCCAGGGACUCCGCUGUCACUCUUUCUUCUCCAGUGUAGACUGGAACAAUUUAAGACAAGUUCUCCCGCCUUUCGUUCCUGCAUUGCAUGCUGAAGAUGACACCUCUAAUUUUGAGGAGCCGGAGCAGGCUGCCCCCCGGCCAGCCUCAGCAACCCAGCGAGGAGGUCUGCCAGCGGGCUUCCAGGGCCAGGAUCUGCCCUUUCUAGGCUGGUUCUUCAGCAGAGCAUUGACACUGUUGGCCAAAACUGAGUCAGUGUCUGCCGGCCUCAAUUCUCCUGCAAAGACCAACUCCAUGGAAAAGAAACUGCAUCUUAAAAGCAAAGAAUUACAAGAUACUCAAGACAAAUGUCAUAAGAUGGAGCAGGAAAUCUCCAGGUUCCAGCGUAAAAUGACUGACCUGGAGUCAGUGCUCCACCAGAAGGAUGUAGAGCUGAAGGCCUCCGAGACUCAGCGAAGCAUCCUGGAGCAGGACCUUGCCACCUACAUUACUGAAUGCAGUAGCCUGAAGCGAAGCUUGGAGGAGGCUCGUGUUGAGGUGUCCAGAGAGGAUGAUAAGGCCAUGCAGCUCCUACACGACAUAAGAGAACAGAGCAACAAACUGCAAGAAAUUAAAGAGCAAGAGUACCACGCACAGCUAGAAGAGAUGCAGGUGACCAUCAGGCAGCUGGAGGAGGACCUAUCGGCUGCCAGGCGCCGUAGUGACCUCUAUGAAGCGGAGCUUAGAGACUCCAGACAAACGAGCGAAGAACUCAAACGGAAAGCUGUGGAAUACCAGCAGAGGAUUCAGAAGGCCAAAGAGCAGGGAAAAGCUGAAGUGGAAGAGCUUCUCUCUAAACUGGAGAAGACUAACUCUGAACAACAGGUGAAGAUCCAAGAGCUCCAGGACAAACUGUCAAAGGCAGUGAAAGCAAGCACAGAAGCAACAGAGUUGUUGCAGAAUGUCCGGCAAGCCAAAGAACGUCUGGAAAGAGAUCUGGAGCGCCUGCGAGGCAAGACCGAUUCAAGUGAUACUCUAAAGCGUCGUCUCAGAGAAACAGAGCAGGAGGGCAGGAAGACCCUGGAGAACCAGGUAAAGAGACUGGAGAUGGUUGAGCGAAGGGAGAAUAAGCUGAAAGAUGACAUUCAGACCAAAUCCCAGCAGAUCCAGCAGAUGGCUGAAAAGAUCCUGGAACUGGAGGAGAACUUGAGAGAUGCUCAGUCAACAGCACAGAGGAUGGAAACCCAACUUGUUCAAAAGGAGAGACUUUAUGAAGACAAGAUUAAGGUCCUGGAGGCCCAAAUGAAGGUUGACCUAGCUGACAAGGAGAGCCUUGAGGCAAGGAGGGCACAGCAUGAGGAAGAAUCAAGGGAGAACUGUAAACUCAUCAGCGAGCAGAAAGCAACCAUUAAUGCUAUGGAUUCUAAGAUGAAGAACCUGGAGCAGCGCAUCGCUGAGCUGUCUGAAGCUAACAAGUUGGCCGCUAACAGCAGCAUCUACACCCAAAAGAAUAUGAAAGCCCAAGAGGAGAUGAUCUCAGAACUUAGGCAGCAAAAGUUUUAUUUGGAGUCUCAGGCAGGUAAACUGGAGGCCCAAAAUGCCAAACUUGAGGAGCACCUGGAGAAGAUGAGUCAGCAGGAGCAAACCAAGAGAACUCGUCUGCUUGAGUUGGAGAGCAGACUGCGGGAGAUGGGCCUAGAACAUGAGGAAGAGAAACUGGAGAUCAAGAGACAGGUAUCGGAGUUGACCUUAUCCCUGCAAGAACGAGAGUCCCAGAUCAGCAGCCUGCAGGCUGCACGCCUUGCCCUGGAGACUCAGCUACAGCAAGCUAAGACUGAGCUUGAGGAAACCACUGCUGAAGCUGAGGAAGAGAUCACUGCACUGAGGAACCACAGGGAUGACAUUCAGCGCAAGUUUGAGGCUUUGCGAGACAGCUGCUCAGUGAUCACUGACCUGGAGGAGCAGCUUACACAGCUGAGUCAGGAGAAUGCUGAGUUGAACCGCCAAAACUUCUACUUGUCAAAGCAGCUCGAUGAAGCAUCAGAUGACAGGGAGGAUCAGCUGCAGCUCAGCCAGGAGGUGGACCGCCUUAGAAGGGAGGUGGCUGACCGUGAAAUGCACCUCAACAACCAGAAACAGAACAUCGAGACACUGAAGACAACAUGUAGCAUGUUGGAGGAGCAGGUGGUGGAGCUGGAGUCUCUAAACGAUGAGCUGCUGGAGAAGGAGAGGCAGUGGGAGGCGUGGAGAGGAGCUCUGGAGGAUGAAAAAAACCAAGCUGAGAGACGCACCAGGGACCUGCAGAGACUGCUAGACAAUGAGAAGCAGAACCGGCUGCGUGCGGAGCAGCGCAGCACCGAGUCUCGCCAGGCGGUGGAACUGGCCGUCAAAGAACAUAAGGCUGAGAUACAGGCCUUGCAGCAAGCUUUGAAAGAGCAAAGACUGAAGGCUGAAAGUCUUUCUGAUACUCUCAAUGAUCUGGAGAAGAAGCAUGCCAUGCUGGAGAUGAAUGCCCGCAGCUUGCAACAGAAACUGGAGACAGAAAGAGAACUGAAACAAAGGCUGAUGGAAGAGCAGGGGAAGCUGCAGCAGCAGAUGGACCUGCAGAAGAGCCACAUUUUCCGUUUGACCCAAGGCCUUCAGGAUGCUCUGGACCAAACUGACAUGCUGAAAACUGAGAGGACAGAUCUGGAGUACCAGCUGGAGAACAUACAGGCUGUGUACUCCCAUGAGAAGGUGAAGAUGGAAGGCACCAUCUCCCAGCAGACCAAACUCAUUGACUUCCUGCAGGCCAAAAUGGACCAGCCUACCAAAAAAAAGAAGGGCAUAUUUGGGCGGAAGCGGGAAGAUGUAGGUACCACAACUAAUGGGGCACUGGCUUCACAGGCCCAGCCGGCUGUUCCCAUGCAGUACAGUGACAUGAAAGUGGCUUUGGAAAAGGAGCGUUCACGAUGCGCAGAACUGGAAGAAGCUCUGCAGAAGAUGAGGAUCGAGCUGCGAUCCCUCAGAGAAGAAGCGGCUCAUUUCAAAGCGCAGGAGCAUGUGGCCUCGUCCACGCCAGCUCAAGCUCGGCAUCAGAUCCUUAUGUCAGCCAUUGUCAAAUCGCCUGAACAUCAACCCAACCCUAGCAGCUUGCUCAACCCUUCCACUCGCUGCAAGGAGACUUCUACACCUGAGGAAAAGAGGAGGGUCACAUUUGAAACUUCCAUCCCAGCACUUAUUUUCAAUCCUCCUUGCAUUGCAGAGUUUGGUCGCCGUGUGAAAGAAAGAAUGCACCACAACAUCCCUCAUCGCUUCACUGUGGGGCUCAACAUGAGGGCUGCCAAAUGUGCCGUCUGCCUGGACACUGUUCAUUUUGGAAGGCAGGCUGCCACUUGUCUAGAGUGCCAUACCCUAUGCCACCCUAAAUGCUCACCAUGUCUGCCGGCCACCUGCGGUCUUCCAGUUGAAUAUGCCACUCAUUUUUCUGAGGCUCUGUGCCGAGAAAAGGCUAACUCACCGUCUCUGCAAGUUAAAGAGGCCAGCGGGCACGUCCGCUUGGAGGGAUGGAUGAAGCAGCCAAGAAAUGGCAAGCGUGGGCAGCAAGGAUGGGAGAGGAAAUAUGUAAUUCUCGAUGGAACUAAAGUGUCAAUCUAUGAUGCAGAGCCCCGGGAAGAUUGUGUAAAAGCUGAGGAAGAGUUUGAGCUCUGUUUGCCUGAUGGAGAGGUGACUGUUCAUGGAGCUGUUGGGUCCUCAGAGCUCAUCAACACUGCCAAGUCAGACAUCCCAUAUGUCUUAAAACUGGAGUCCCAUCCUCACACCACAUGCUGGCCAGGCCAGUCACUCUAUUUUAUGGCUCCCAGUUUCCCUGACAAACAGCGCUGGGUGGCUGUGCUGGAGUCUGUCGUGGGUGGCAGCCGAGGAUCAAAAGACAAAGUGGAUGCUGAUGCCGCAGGUGGUUCUAAAAGACAGAAGAACCUAUCCCCUCUGGUUCAGAAACUUCUCGGCAAUUCUCUGCUGAAACUUGAAGGUGACGAUCGUUUGGACAUCAACUGCACUCUGCCGCUCACUGACCAGAUCGUUUUGGUUGGCUCUGAGGAGGGUUUGUAUGCUUUGAACGUCAUAAAGAACUCUUUGACCCACAUCCCUGGCCUGACAUCAGUCUUCCAGAUCCAGAUCCUGAAGGAACUUGAUAAGCUGCUGAUGAUCACUGGCGAGGAGAGGGCUCUGUGUCUGGUGGAGAUCAAGAAGGUAAAGCAGUCGCUGUCACAGUCCCAUCUCCCAGCACAGCCUGACCUCAACCCCUUCAUCUUUGAGACAGUCAAGGGAUGCCACCUCUUCUCCUCUGGAAAGGCGAGUCAACCUAUCGACAAUGGGAUCUGUAUCUGUGCCGCUAUGCCAAACAAAAUUACAAUUCUGCGACACAAUGAAAGCCUCAACAAGUUCUGCAUCAGAAAGGAGAUUGAGACAUCUGAGCCUUGCAGCUGUAUUCACUUCACUGGCUACAGCAUCAUUAUCGGCACCAACAAGUUCUAUGAAAUCGAGAUGAAGCAAUAUGUGCUGGAAGAGUUCCUGGAUAAAAACGACGUAACACUUGCUUCGGCUGUCUUCGCUGCAUCCUCCCACAGUUUUCCUAUUUCCAUCAUUCAGGUCACCACAGCCCCACAGAAAGAUGAAUACCUGCUCUGUUUCCAUGAGUUUGGUGUGUUUGUGGAUUCAUAUGGCCGCAGGAGUAGAACAGAUGAUAUCAAAUGGAGCCGUCUGCCCCUCUCAUUUGCCUAUAGGGAACCCUACCUGUUUGUGACCUACUUCAACUCUCUGGAUGUUAUUGAGAUUCAGGGACAUGCUGCACUUGGUCCGCACUCAUACGCACACUUGGACAUCCCAAACCCACGCUACCUUGGCCCUGCCAUCUCCUCAGGAGCCAUCUACCUGGCGUCAUCUUACCAAAACAAACUACGGGUCAUCUGCUGCAAAGGAAACCUGGUCCAGAAUCAAGAAGGUGGAGGAGAUCUUCAGCGUAACAGCUCUGGACGCAGCCCCAACAAGCGUGGGCCUCCCUCCUACAAUGAGCACAUCUCUAAAAGGCUGGCUGCCAAUCCUCUAGUCCACGGAGAUCCAGGCACACCUCACCGCUACCGAGAGGCUCGCACAGAGUUUCGGCGGGACAAGUCUCCCAGUCGUCCUCUGGAGAGAGAGAAGUCUCCCGGCAGAAUGCUGGAGAGCCGGAUAGUAGGCUCCCCCGGCAGGGCCAUGGGCGACCCCAGGUUAGAGCGUUCCCCGGGCAGGGCCAUGGCAGACCCUCGCAUGGACCGCUCCCCAGGCCGCAUGAUGGACGUCCGGAGGGAGAGGUCUCCUGGACGAUAUGAGGAGCGUCAAAGGCUUCACACUGGCUCUGGCCGCACGCCCAUAAACCCUGUUAACAAGGUGUGGGACCAAUCAUCCGUUUGAGAAGCAGCUGAGCCUCAUAUACAGAUCAUCUUUGUGAAGACAAAGGAUGGAGCAGAGAAACAGUGAGAUGUCACCAACUCAUGAUGAAACACUGCCACACAUCUGUUUUGCCUGAAGUGAAAGACCCAAACUGGAAACAACCUUGCUAUCAGAACAUAGUGAGAACAUGAGAAAAUAAAGAGAUGUCUUUAGAAUCAGGUUUUUUUUUUCAGUAAAGAACAGAAUGCUAAAAUUACCUGGGAAGGUUUUUAUUAUGUUUUUCAGCAUGUGUUCUCUACUCUGAGUAGGGAUUGCUAAUUAGAGAUAGUUUCUCCUUCUAAGAAAAUCUGGGAC